AAAAACAAAAAUUCUCCCUCAUAAUGAACACAGAUCCCUCCCUAUAAAAUUCUCUCUCCCAUUUCAAUCUUCUUCUCCCUCCUCUCAACCUUCAUUCAUUCUUCCUGUUGAAUAUUAGCUUUUCUGCUUAAUCCAUGAUGGAAGGUAGUGGAUCCUUAAAUGGUUCUCUACUCCCUCCAGGCUUCCGAUUCCACCCCACAGAUCAAGAGCUUAUCAUCCAUUACCUGAGGAAGAAGAUAACUUCAUCCCUCCCUCCAUCUUAUUCCAUUAUUGCAGAAAUCGAUCUCUACAAGUUCAACCCCUGGGAGCUUCCCGAAAAAGCGGUUUUUGGUGAGGGUGAAUGGUUCUUCUUCAGCCCAAGAGAUCGCAAGUACCCGAAUGGACUCCGGCCAAACCGUGCGGCGGCCUGUGGAUACUGGAAGGCGACGGGAACUGAUAAGCCUAUAUUGGCCGCUAAUGGAAACCAUUGCCUCGGCGUUAAGAAAGCUCUUGUGUUUUACCAAGGCCGGCCUCCUAAAGGAAGCAAGACUGAUUGGAUCAUGCAUGAAUAUCGUCUACUUGAUCAGUCCAAUACCUCUAUGCAGCAAAAGCAUAAAGGCACCAUGCGACUGGACGACUGGGUUCUCUGCCGUGUCAGGCAUAAGGGCAGCCUCCUGCCGCAAAACGAUGAGAAACCGUCGCCAUCACCAUCGCCUCCACCGCCCGUAACAUCGGUCUUCAUCAAAUCUCCGGCACAGCACGAAUUAAGGCAGCAGAGUGCCGGAAAAGAAAGAAACAGCCUUUUUGAGUUAAGCGAUUUCCAGCUUAUGGGCUAUCUCAUGGGCUGUGCUUCCCAGGCCGAGAGCGCCGGUGAAAACUCCGAGCUUGCUCACUGCAGCAGUUUCUUCAUCGGAGAACAUGAACAGCCUGAGCUUGUUUCCUCCAUGCUGGGUUCCAUUAAAAGGAAGCUGUCUUUUGGGGCACUCGAUGAGCUCAUGAUGCUUCCUCCAGGCAAGAGGAUGCACUAUUUUGCCUCCGGCGACCAGCUCUCUCCGACGGAGGAGUCCUACUCGGAUGAUCAAGGAUGUCUCGAGUUCCUAAUAUGAUAUAAAGUCUGUGCCUUUAUUAUUUAUAUAUAUAGCUCUGUAUAUGUUCUGUACUGAAUUCGCAUCUGAAACACCAUUAUCUGAAUCCAGUACAGAGGAAAUACAGAGCUGAUGAUGUAACUGUAUUGCCCUCUCUGGCGCAUUGCCAUCGUUGUUUGAUUUGUUUGCUUUGUUAUUUUAGUUUUUUUUUUUUUUCUUAGAAUUUGUUUAACAGCAAGACGUUGUAGAAAUAUUGUUCUUAGUUAAAUAAAGGAAGAAGACAGAACAGAAAUGACUGUUCUGUAUGCACCUGCUCUCAAGCUGUAGAAAGAGUGGGGAGGAAAUUGUAUUAUUC
This is a messenger RNA of Dendrobium catenatum, 1419 nucleotides long. Its product is annotated as NAC domain-containing protein 2-like. The record is from RefSeq and is a predicted model, not a curated record. The transcript is spliced from 3 exons. NCBI's taxonomy places the organism in Eukaryota, Viridiplantae, Streptophyta, Magnoliopsida, Asparagales, Orchidaceae. Gene Ontology annotation, molecular function: DNA binding. Bases 135 to 1085 code for a protein of 316 amino acids. Gene Ontology annotation, biological process: regulation of DNA-templated transcription.